AAGUAUACCAUGGCGAAAUCAGCUGUUAAUGCUUCUUUCAAUCUGUGUGAACUAUACAACUUAUGCCAACUCUAGAUACAGUCGUCAGGUACCUGGCUUGUACCCUCGCGGGGUCGGUGCUCAAGUUGGUAACCAGCCUGAGCAUGGAUAUCGUGAAGCUGUUAGUGCCCAAAUAGUAUCUCUCAGAGAGCAAGAGAGGUUGGAUGCACACUGUUUCGUCGAUGUUUCGCUUUCCAACGCUCACGCUGGGCUGAUCAGUUGAUGAAAAUGAAGCGGUUCUUUCCUGCCUUAAUUGUCAGUGACUGAUUCCGGUCGUAGUCUUCGAAUUCUUGACGUGGGAAGUCCUUGAAACUCGUCAUAAAUGAUCAGAUCCACUGCUUAUUCCUCCCUUCUUUCAGAAUGUCGUCUUCCCUCGCUGCGGAAGCAGCUCAAGCUCUACCAUCGUUAGGUCCGACCAUGGGCGCGAUGUCCCUUGCUCUUAUCAUAGCGUCAAUAUUAUACGGAACAACAAACUUACAAGCAGUCAUAUAUUUCAAAGAAUAUCCGGACGACUGGUGGUUCUAUCGCCUUUCGAUUGCGACGCUCUGGGUGCUUGAUACUUUGCAUAUUGCAUUUAACAUGCAUGUUCUUUAUUUUUAUACAAUUAGCUCGUUCGGGAAUUACAUAGCAAUCCUUAAAUUCGUGUGGAGCUUCAAGUUGGGCUUGGUGAUCUACAACAUGAUUGUCUUCUGUGUUCAUAUCGUAUACUGUGUAAGGUUGUGGAUGCUGGGGCGGUAUUUCCAUCGCAUAAUUCCGUGGUUUAUAACAGUCAUCGUAAUUGGAAUCUGCGCCACAUCAAUCAUUUUCUGCAGAGAAGUGUACACGAUAUCAUAUAUCACUGAAAUUAACAAGAUUUCCCCAACGAUCGAGGCCGGGCUUACUACAACAGUAUCUGUGGACAUAAUCAUAGCCUUUGCGAUGUCCUACUACCUUCUCAAGGGGCGAACAUCUACGGGUUCCUUUAGUACGAACAUCAAACUUGUUGCCUUGAUGCGGUUGAUCCUCAUUUCCGGACUCGGUACAAGUGCGCUAGGAUUAGCCUCUCUGAUCACGUUUCUUGUCUUUCCCGGAACGCUUAUCUUCAUGGCAAUCGGAAUCGUUACAUCCAAAUUGUAUAUUAACUCUUUAUUAGCUAUGUUCAACGCACGGGAACGAAGACAACAGAAGAAUGUUGGCACCUCCUUCCCAUCAACAUUCAGAGCCCAAGGCGAAGAAAACAUUACGAACCCCAUUCCGCUGUCUGAUAUUAUCAGUAGCGUUCAGACGUCCGACGACAUGGUUUUCGAUAACUGUAAAUCGGAGCGACAGUAUCAUAUCUCCGAGGCAGUUUGAACAGAAGACCCGGAAUCCAAGGGUAGAGGAACCGAAGAAAUUCACGGUCAUCUCGGCUAUUUGUUUAUAAAUCUCGACAAUGAUUAUUCUCGAAAUGAUGUCAAUAAUGGCAGGAGAAGCAACUACACUGUUAUUACGAUACCCUCAGCAGCAUUUUCUUGUCC
Messenger RNA from Desarmillaria tabescens, 1535 nucleotides. RefSeq lists its product as uncharacterized. Bases 400 to 1371 code for a protein of 323 amino acids. The record is from RefSeq and is a predicted model, not a curated record. The transcript is spliced from 21 exons. Lineage: Eukaryota; Fungi; Basidiomycota; Agaricomycetes; Agaricales; Physalacriaceae.